Aureobasidium pullulans EXF-150 is the source of this 2799-nucleotide messenger RNA. RefSeq lists its product as uncharacterized. NCBI's taxonomy places the organism in Eukaryota, Fungi, Ascomycota, Dothideomycetes, Dothideales, Saccotheciaceae. Gene Ontology annotation, cellular component: cytoplasm. The record is from RefSeq and is a predicted model, not a curated record. Gene Ontology annotation, molecular function: metal ion binding; glycerophospholipase activity. The transcript is spliced from 2 exons. Bases 1 to 2799 code for a protein of 932 amino acids.
AUGUCUACACCUGAGAACCAAUCCUACCUGGCCGCCGGCAUCAACAAGCUGUCCCCCUGGGGUACUCGUGCUGGUAGCCCGGUCACCAAACAGCAAGAUGCUCCUGAGCAAUCCUCUGGCGACAUUGGCCUCAAGCAACAGCGUGGAGGAGACCACAAAGUCAGCCAUAGACACCGUCUGAGUCUGAAGCGCUAUCCUCGAGACUGCCCACCCCUGCGUGUCCAGUGGUUCUUCGCUGUCGACAUACCAAAGCGGAAACCCAUCUACUCCGACAAGCCUCUGGGCAAACCAGAAGGUGUUGAAGCUCCUAAAGCUCUUCCAAAAAAGUACGCUCCUUUCUCCAAGAAGGACUCGCGUGCCAUCGAGACCGCCUUCCACAACUUAUCAAAGGAGGAGGAUGCUGCCGAAAGGAGAGAACUCGAGAAUUCCGAGGACAUAACAGAUACACAACAUCUUGGACUCAAGUCCCAUCACGAUUCCGCCAAAGUGCCCGUCAACGAAGACUACCUUUUCGAUGUGGACGUUGAAGAGAGGGAGCUGGCUCCUGCUUAUUGGCUGGGUCCGGUCUACGAAGUUCGUCGAGGAACGUGGUUCUAUCAGGAGGGUGCCGUUCAGAAGCCUUGCGAUGAAAACCUGGCUGCUCAGCUGGAAGAACAAUACCUGAAAGCCACACCGUGGAGAUGGAAGAAACAAGAGCCGACAAGGUCCGCUUCACAAUCUCGCUCUGCCACUUCGUCACCCCUGGCCUCCAAAGGAUCUCUUCCUAAUCUUCGAGACCAGAACACUAAAGAUGCUGAGGAUCCACAAUCAGCUCACCGUGUUCAAACGUAUCGCCUUUUUGGCCCGCACUCAAAUUCCGUCGUGACUUAUCAAGACACCACGACUGCAUGGAUCUUGACUGAUGACUUUAUAAGUCGGAUGAGCAGUGGUGUUUAUAGACGCUUUGCUGGAGGCGCUCAUUACGCUGGUAUCAAGGUCACACGUGGUUACGUCGUUCAAGCCAAGAAGGCCGAAGACAAAGAUCCGAAGGCGGACCCAGACGCUGCUUCUAAGCCCGCUACAGUAGAUGUGUCUUCCAAAGAGUCUGGCAAAGGCAAAUCACCUGCUGCAGAGGGUGGAAACAAACAGGACAGUCUUCAUGCUGAAAUUGCAAGUCCUGAAUCGGAAAAACAUCGGCAAACUCUGGAGCAACAGAUGAACUCUCUCGUUAAUGCCGGCCAAGAAGACCCUCAAAAGCAGGAGGAAGAGGUCCGGAAGCGUGACGAGAAGGAAAUCCAGGAUGACUACCGUGACAGAGAAGGAGAGCAACAAGAUCGAGAGAUCGAGCAUCUUCUUCUGGUCACUCAUGGUAUAGGUCAGCGACUAGGCCUACGCAUGGAGUCCGUAAACUUCGUGCAUGACGUUACGACUCUACGAAAGACACUCAAAGCAGUCUAUGGCGAAAGUGCUGACCUGCAGGCGCUGAACUCGGAAGUUGAAUCUUUGCCUAAGAACUGCAGGAUCCAGGUGCUGCCAAUUAACUGGAGACACAAGCUGGACUUCCCCAACCGUGCCCUUAAGCACAACCGAAAGGAACAUGAUCUCGCGUUCGGUGGGUUCGGUGAGGAGGAGGACUACCCCAAUCUUGAUAACAUCUCGGUUGAGGGCGUACCUGCGGUUCGAAACCUCAUCACAGAUCUGGCUCUGGAUAUUCUGCUGUAUCAGAGUCCAGCAUACAAAGAUGCCAUCGCAACUAUUGUGCUUGAAGAGUGUAACCGGAUUUACAAGCUGUUUUGCGAACGCAAUCCUUCGUUCAAAGGAAAGGUCAGCUUGGUUGGUCACUCCUUGGGAUCUGCCAUCAUGUUCGAUAUCUUGUGUCUGCAGGAGAAGCAUGAAGCUCAGCAAAGGGUCUCUAGCAAGGCUACACGCAAUCCAAUGAAGCUGGACUUUGAGGUCGAGGACUUCUACGCCCUUGGAUCGCCGAUCGGCCUUUUCCAAAUGCUCAAAGGCCGCACGAUUGCUGCCCGAGAUGCGGGACAGAGUAACAACAAGUCCAGGGAAUCUUCGUCGAACGCCUUCCUCGGCUCCUCGUCCUCAAGCUCCGACAAUCUGACGGGUAUGGGCACGCAGAAUUCUGACCUGCCUGUUUCCUCGCCAAAAUGCAGACAGGUCUUCAACAUUUUCCAUCCUACGGAUCCUAUCAGUUAUCGCAUUGAGCCUCUGAUCUCUCCUGCCAUGUCGUCUCUCAAGCCACAGCCACUGCCCUACACAAAGCGAGGCAUUUUCAGUACCGCGACUGGUCAGGGUCUUACAGGUAUUGGCGCUCGUGUUGGCCAGAGCGUUUCUGGCCUUUGGUCAAGUUUCAGCUCUGGCAUAGCAAGCAGUCUGCUGAACCGCAGUCUUGGAUUCACGGCUGAAGAUGCAGGCAAACUUGGAGGGCCCGCAGGUAUCAGCCAAUCUCGCACUCCACUAUCACUUGGCGCAGGAACAAACGUAGCAGGAGGUAUAGUCCCCACAGCGCCAUCUACGAACACCAAGAUCGACAAGGUCGACGGGGACAUGAAAGAGAAACUGGCUAGUGAUGCUCAGAGAGCAGACGAAGCUGGAGAACGGCCACCAACCCUCAUCGACGCUGAAUUGGAGACACUAUAUGCGGGCUUCCAGAAUACACGAAAAAGUGCACAGGGUGAUCUGGAUCACGACAUGGCGGAGAGUGAAAGAGCAGAAGCGGAAGAGCGUGGACGUAAGCUGAAGAAAGAAGAGGCCAAGGUUCGAGCAUUGAACUCGAACGGAAGAGUCGAUUAUAGCAUCCAAGAGUAA